AUGAUUAAAAUGUUUUCCACCACUAAGGACGAAUUACCCGACCAAUUUGCUAAUUAUCAUAUUAUUAUUCCUUUUUCUAUGGCCGGUGUUCUAAUUGCUAUCAUCAUCGCUUGUAUCAUAUUACUUUUAGUUCUUUUAACUAAAAGAUUACAUACGAUAACACAUCUUUUGAUGUGUAACACAUCUCUAGCAUCGAUAUUGUACUGUAUUGUUCAAUGUAUAAAUUACAUAUAUUUGGCAUUGAUUCCAUGGGAAACACACGAUACUGCCUGCCGAUGGCGAGGAUAUUUUGGCUAUAUGGCAAUUGCAGCGGUAGUUUAUUCCUAUCUAGCUCAAGCGGUCUCACGAUUUUUGAAUUGCAUCAUAUCAGCAAAGUAUCACUGGGCUGUACUCUAUAAGACUCAUCUGAUUCUCAUUUGUAUACAAUGGUUAACCGUUUUAAUAAUUCCUCUACCGACGGUUCUUACCAAAGACAUCUACUAUCGGCCAUAUUCUCUCUGUUGGGUACCUAUCGAAUACACUCUACAUGUAGGCUAUAGUGUGGUUGCCUAUUAUCUUAUACCAGCGAUCUUAAUAUUUAUUAUUUAUAUUUACAUUUAUUUUCGUAUAAAAUAUCUUCACCUCAAUGUCUCGACAACGACAAUACGUGGACGAUUGAAUCGUGAUCUGGAAAUUUUAUACAAUAUCAUUAUUUUAUUUGUAAUCUACACCGUCGGUGCCAUACCAACUCUACUCUACUUAAUAACUGGAAUUCAUGUCUUGUAUGAAAUCGGCAUAGUCUCCUUAACAUUUACGGUGGCAGUCGAGAAAGUAGUGACACUUCUACUUGAUCACGAUAUGAGAAGUAUAAUUAUACUCUAUUUUCGUCGAUCGAUGGUACAGAUUCAAACGGCGACUUGA
Molecule: messenger RNA, 900 nt
Organism: Adineta ricciae
Lineage: Eukaryota; Metazoa; Rotifera; Eurotatoria; Adinetida; Adinetidae
Source: the annotation of a GenBank genome assembly